Messenger RNA from Mycena citricolor, 2076 nucleotides. The record is from the annotation of a GenBank genome assembly. NCBI's taxonomy places the organism in Eukaryota, Fungi, Basidiomycota, Agaricomycetes, Agaricales, Mycenaceae.
GUCUGCGGGGAACUACUCCUUUUGGUGCCUCUGGGCCAAGUACUGGAGCGGAUAUCUACAUUGCAGCCCAUGCGGCGAAUAGGAUGCGACGCGACGCGAGAUCGCUGCCACUCGAGCAUGUGUUUGCAGCGAGGGGGUAGGUACGCUAUCAAUUGUCCAUUGGCUAAGGAGACAUAACAGACAUGCGGCAGCACCGGGUCCCGAGCAGGUCCACAUGCUCUGCAGCCAUCACCGAGUCCCCACGGGGACUUUCGGCUUGACUCAUCGCGGGGAACUUUUCCUUCAUUUUUCCGCGCACAGAAGAUACGCGAGUCGCCAGUAGUAAGCAUCUUCAUUUUCGAGGACGGGAAGUAGGCAACGCAGUCAGAUUGAAGCCCCGGACACAGCCACCAAGAUCCGCUCGUGGCAGCGAUGACAUAGCCACCGUGUGUCUUGCCUUGUACGUCCAUCUCGGCCCUCGCACCACGUCCCUUCCUCGGUUUUAACCUCGGACUUGCUGUCUAGUCUCAUCUACUUCGCCCUUAAACUUUUAACGCUCGAGGACCCAAGUCAGUAUGGCCACCGUCUGCGUGUACACCGCCCCACCUACCCCCACCACUCAAAGAAAGCGCACGACGAGCUUCUCCAGUCCCCCACGGAAGCGAUUGCACCGUACCGAGUCGUCACUGGAUCUGUCUCUCUACGCGGCGGGGUCCUCGAGUAGCGCAUCGCCGAGCACCACCACCACCAUGCUCACUGCGGUCCCCCAUCGGUCGCUUCGGUAUCACAAAGAGCAAAAGGACGGCAGAAGGAGGCCGGCUCAUCCAUCGUGUGCCACGUCGUCUUCUGCCCCUUCCUUUCCUUCUCUGUCAUUUCAAACGACAGCUGCCGUUGUUCCCCCCUCUCCUUUGUCCCUGUCCACCCCCUCACCAAGCAAACUGAAGGCCACGGUGUCGUUCUACGUUCAGCCCCCUGCUCCCACCAGGAGCCAGCCGCCUGCAGAUCCUCCCGGUCUCGCAAGCCAUCCCUGUUCGUCCCCUCUAUCUACGUCGGCGAGCAAGCGCGCGUACACGCCGCCCUCGCCACCCCGUGCCCCCUUUCCGCCAUCCAAGUCUAAAUCCAAAUCCAAGUCCCUGUCCCAGGCUAAGUCCCGCACCCUCGUCCUCCCACCGACAAGCAUCGCGCCAGCCCUCAGCAAGGUGCCAAAGCCGAGCCACUCCGCUUGUUCGGAUCUUCACCGGCGUGCGCUGACGGCGUGCAUGCGCACGACGCCGUCCGGGUCCAAGAUCCUGCACAUGGGUGCGCGACUCGCGGUAGGGAUCAUGUCCGCGACGGAGGAGCUGGAGCGGAUCUGCACCAUGGAUGUCGAGGACGCGGGUCUCGCUGGUGACGACCUGGAUCUUGAUCUUGAUCUUGAUCUGGAUGCUGAGAUUGGCGACAUCCCGGACGAGGACGUGGAUGAGCUGCUGAAUGCCGCUAGCGAACUGCUUGGUGAUUCGGACCCGGAUGUCGCUAUGGCGGAUGUCGAGUGCGCACCGAUGAGCACGUCGUGGAUUGUCGUUGCCGAGACACCGUGUGCUGCCGCUGCCGUUGCCAAAGCUGAGGACUGGGAGAUGAUUGUCGCGUGACGGGCAUCUGGCAGGAGCAUGCUUGGACGCUUGGACCCGGCCAACUGUCAGGGUGUUAACCCCGCAGUUGAGGCCUCGUCUCGUCUCGACAUCUUCGGUUUCAAGGGGUGUCAGAGUCGUGGUCGAACUGAACCGGCGGCAGUAGGGAGGACUGACUGUUCGACUGUUGGACUGGAGUUGGACGGACGGUGAUCAUCAGGAUCACACGUCCGCGUCGUAAUCUAUCUGAUAGCUAUGACCCUCACUUUUUUCUUCCUCUCUUUGCGACUUGUGGAUUUCCUACUAUGGCCAACCUUACUUACGCCUCUGCAACCAUUACUGGUAUAUACAUACAUACGCAUACGCCCAAGGCUAGUUGUACCCUACGACAUGUAUCCUGAUAAACAACCAUCAACAUCAUCUGUAUUCCUGGCGUGACAUAGAUAAAGAUACUGGAGGAGGAAUUACUGCGGACUGAAGAACGACUGCG